Messenger RNA from Letharia lupina, 618 nucleotides. RefSeq lists its product as uncharacterized. NCBI's taxonomy places the organism in Eukaryota, Fungi, Ascomycota, Lecanoromycetes, Lecanorales, Parmeliaceae. Bases 1 to 618 code for a protein of 205 amino acids. The record is from RefSeq and is a predicted model, not a curated record. The transcript has 2 exons.
AUGCACGUUCAGACUUGUCUGCCUCAGCAGGACCUCUAUCGGCCUUCUACUUCACCGAGUCUGGUGUUGAGUGCUUUCUGGAUCAUUGUACCAUCAGAUCCGCUCAACGCCGCAAAAAGACGGCUUCGAACAGUGGUUCACAGCGAGCUUUCCCGUUCUAGUGAACAGGUUGCUCACGGCACGCUGCAACAUCAGCUCAACGCCUCAAAAGGAUGGCUUCGAACAGUGGUUCACAGCGAGCUUUACCGUUCGAAUGAGCAGUUUGCUCAAGGCAUGCUGCUAUUGCAAAGAGCUGACUCUCUUGUGCUUCAAGAUCGAGAAUCUGAAUUAGUCAGCUCGGCGCGACAUCGCGCAUUCGGCGCUGAGAAACCUGUGGGCGAAAGCAGGAGCGUAUCAGACAAUGUUGAAGACAAAUGGUAUACCUCAACGGGUCACCUUCAAAGUGACAAUGACAUUCAAGCAGCUCUAUCGAGCAAGAAUGUGCGACCAAUGCCCAAAUCUCUGACUGCCAGCAACAUUGCGGAUGAGACGGUCAUCCUGCUAGUUCGCAUGCUCCCUGACCUCCACCAGCUCCUGGAGCCUACGAAGGCCCUUGAACCUUCUGGUCCCUGCCCUUGA